UUAUUGCGGAAGAAAAGAAAAGGAAGGCAAUCAAAGUAGUUAGGUUCAGAGUUGGCUUGCCUCUCAGCUGAAUCGCUUUUAAAGUCUGCCAACAAGCCUGACGGUGACGUUCCUCUCUCCUUUUCUGAACUAAAAUAAAACUCAACUCUUCCACUCCACAAACCAAACCAAAGAGAAGAAAGAAAAUGGCUUCUUCUCCAAAGCUUUUCCUUCUCUUCCCCAUUUCCUUCUUCUUUUCUCUCCUUUUUACUUCCACUCAUUCUCGUCUCUCUCCGCAAACAACAACCACACUCGAUGUCUCUUCUUCUCUUAAACAAGCUCAACAUAUUCUGACCUUCGAUCCACAGUCUUUAAAACCCACCGCUCAUUCCCAAAACGAAGCCCUUUUCUUCAACUCUUCUUCUGUUUUUUCCAUUCCACUUCUCUCUCGAGGGUUUCUCCACAAAACCCACCACACCGACUACAAAACCCUUGUCCUAUCCCGACUUCACCGUGAUUCAGCCCGAGUCGACUCACUCACAACCAAACUCCUACUCACCGUGAAUGGAGUCCAGAAGUCCCAGCUCCGCCCUCUCACCACCGAAAUCCAACCCGAGGCGCUUUCCACCCCCAUUAUUUCCGGGACAAGCCAAGGUAGUGGAGAGUACUUUUCUCGGGUCGGAGUCGGUAACCCUGCUAAACAAUUCUACAUGGUUCUCGAUACCGGAAGUGAUAUUAAUUGGAUCCAAUGUGAACCUUGUACGGACUGCUACCAACAAUCCGACCCCAUAUUUAACCCGUCCGCAUCCUCCACUUACAGCCCGGUUUCUUGCUCGUCGAGGCAGUGUUCUUCUCUUGAAGUUUCCGCUUGCCGUAGUGGGAAAUGUCUUUACCAAGUCUCGUACGGAGAUGGGUCUUUCACGGUCGGGGAGUUUGUAACUGAAACGGUGUCGUUUGGAAACUCCGGUAGCAUCAAUAACGUUGCUUUGGGUUGUGGCCAUGAUAACGAAGGCUUGUUUGUUGGAGCUGCGGGUUUGCUUGGACUCGGCGGUGGAUCCUUGUCUUUAACUUCUCAGAUUAAAGCUUCGUCGUUCUCUUAUUGUCUAGUGGAUCGCGACUCCGCUGGCUCGUCGACUUUAGAUUUCAACUCGGGGUUACCGGGUGACUCGGUGAUCGCGCCUCUAAUAAGGAGCCGAAAGGUCGAUACGUUUUAUUACGUUGGUCUGACCGGGUUCAGCGUAGGUGGGCAACCGGUUCAACUGCCGCCGGGACUUUUUAACAUGGACGAAUCAGGAAACGGAGGAGUGAUCGUCGACUGCGGGACGGCCAUAACUCGGUUGCAAACUCAGGCUUACAACGCGCUCCGAGACGCGUUCGCGAAAUUAACUCAAGACUUACCGAGCACGAGCGGAGUGGCUUUGUUCGACACGUGUUACGACUUGUCGUCGAGGAGCAGCGUAAGGGUCCCAACGGUAGCGUUUCACUUCGGCAGUGGAAAGUCACUGGAUUUACCUGCAAAAAAUUAUUUGAUCCCCGUGGACUCAUCGGGAACAUUUUGCUUCGCGUUCGCUCCAACGUCGUCGACUUUGUCCAUAAUCGGGAACGUGCAGCAGCAGGGGACACGUGUCAGCUUUGAUAUAGCUAAUAAUAGGAUUGGGUUCUCUCCUCAUAAAUGUUAAGACGGUUAAUUAUCCUGCCCUUUUUAUCUGCGGUAAAAAAGGGUUAAGAAGAAGUUUGAUUUCAUAGGAUUUUUAGGUGAAUUUUUACUAUUAUUACCAUUAGUAGUACUUUUUCUUGGCUGGAAAAAUUAAAUGGGGACUUCCACUUGGGUGGGACAGAUUAAGAGGUUGGGUCCCACUCGAAUAAAUUCCAAAGAAAGAAAGAGGCUUUUGGAUGGUGUGGGUAAUUAAUUAUUAUUUUGUGUGCUUUUUUACUUACAGUAGAGUAGUUCAGGGGCAUUGUAUAGUAAAUCUGUUGAAAAUUGAAGGGCAAUUGAUGUAUUAGAUUGUGUGUUGUAUGAGUAUGAAAUGAAAAAUAUCUACGUUACAUUGUAAA
This is a messenger RNA of Durio zibethinus, 2034 nucleotides long. RefSeq names its product protein ASPARTIC PROTEASE IN GUARD CELL 1. NCBI's taxonomy places the organism in Eukaryota, Viridiplantae, Streptophyta, Magnoliopsida, Malvales, Malvaceae. Gene Ontology annotation, molecular function: aspartic-type endopeptidase activity. The record is from RefSeq and is a predicted model, not a curated record. Gene Ontology annotation, biological process: proteolysis.